Sceloporus undulatus (fence lizard) is the source of this 2109-nucleotide messenger RNA. RefSeq names its product suppressor APC domain-containing protein 2-like. Bases 391 to 1443 code for a protein of 350 amino acids. The transcript has 6 exons. Lineage: Eukaryota; Metazoa; Chordata; Lepidosauria; Squamata; Phrynosomatidae. The record is from RefSeq and is a predicted model, not a curated record.
CAAACUAGAGAGACCUCAGCAAAGAGCACCAGAGAGCAAUCCUGGAUGCCCAGACAGCCACCAGACAGAGGAACCUGGGCCCCCUGCUUUUAACUAACUUCCAGGCCUUUGACUCUGACCCAGUAGCCCAGUCCCCUCCCGGAGGAACCUUGGUGUCCUAGUUCACCUCUAACCCUCCUUUGACCAGGAGUUCUGACUUUCACUACACUACAGUCUUGUUUCGCUUAACGCUUGGGCAUUUGCAGAGGCAGCGUCCAGCUUUCUCCUCCACUUUCUACUAACUCUCACCCCAGAGAAACUUGGAGCAUCUUGAAUCUCAAAGCUAAAUCUCCAGAGAUCUCAAACAAGUCUCCCCUCAUUUCCAAGAUAAUCCCUUAAACCCCACUUCCAAUGACCUCUGGGGACCUGGCUGCCCAGUCCCUUCCCUCCACCCCGCAAGACCCCCCUCCUAUCCGGGGCACCCGCCUCCCUCGUUCUUUUCUCCGAAGCCUCCGGACACUUUUUGAAAUCUUGGAUGACCAGCGGAAUGGGACCGUCCAUAUCUCGGAAAUCGAGUGCCGGUGGCGCCGGGGAGACUCUGCCGUGACCCCACAAGGAGACAAAGAGAGAUGCCAACUUCCAUCUGGGGUACUUCAGGCCCUCCAGCAGGUGGCAGAGCCCUGCGGGGGCUAUUUAAGUUUCCCCCGCCUGGUGGCUGGGUUGAGAAUUGCCCUCUUGCGAGCAGAAGAGGAGGAAGAUGAAGCUGAGAAGGCAGCCGGAGAAGGAGUCGGAGGCGGGCAGGCUGGAGGCAGACAGAACACCUCACAGUCCAUGAAGAACUUGAGUCGGAUACGAGAAUCCGAAGGGAAAGGUGUCACUCGAUCCCGUAGCAUCAACAGCUCCCUAUGCCAAGCUGGGCGACGCAGGAGCAUCCGAAUCCCUAAGGAGCCACGCAGGCACACCAUUUCCAAUGCCAUGGAAUAUGAUAUGCUAAAGCGGAUGCAAGAGCUGGAGCGGGAACGGGAUGCCUUGUUGCAUGGCUUGGAAAUGGUGGAUCGGGUGCGUGACUGGUUUCAGCACCACCUCUUGGAAGCCCAGAGGCGCCACAAGCACAUGGGAGAAGAGGCAAGCUAUUUUCCAGACCCUUACUCCAACCAGAGCUGCCUGCUGCUGGCCAGGAUCCAGGAAGUGAAUCUCUGCUUGAAAAACUUGCUCACCUCUUCUGGAAAGCCUGAAGUUCCACCCAGUGGUUUGGGGGUUCCCCUCUAUCCACCAGGAAAGAAGGAAUUUCACCAGCAAGCAGUCACUGUCCUGAAGGAACAGAACCACCUGCUGAUCAAGGAAGUGUCAGAAAAAAGUGACCGCAUUGCCCAGCUGGAACAAGAGAAAGCAGCACUUUGCAAACAACUGAAGGAGAGCCGAGGCUACCGACUACCCAGCCAUAAGGAGUCCACCUUUAUCUGAACCACCGGGUCACUUCUGGUAGACCAUGAACAUGAUGUUGUCACCUUUUGUGUCCACAUUGCCUGUGAUAUCACUUCUUUCCCUGAGCCCAAGAUGAAGGACCGAUCUUUCUGGCAAACUUUUCUGGCCUGGGAGGUGUCUCCUCAAGUCAUUGCAUCUGCCUCAUCAUGUGGCUCUUGCAGCAAUUGUUCCUCCAUAGAGUAGCCCAGUUCUUCAACGGAAUGUAUUAUGCCACCUAUAAGGAAAGCAUGACUAUGGACUUGAUGAGUGCAUCUACCCACUGUAUUUGCAUUGCUGCACAUUUUGCCUGGGAGAUCUCUCGAGAUAAGAGAGCAUUGCAAACAUGGAAACCUGGAAACAAAGGGCCAUUGAAGUCCAGGGCAACAAAGGAGAAAGAGGAUAGGAAUUAUGUUUUUUCCUGACCUCCCCAACUAGGACUAACAUGCUUCAAAUGUUUUUACUUCAGGUGCAAGUGUGCAAACAUUCCCCCCUUAAUUGAGGAGUCUGUGUAGCAUAAUGGCAGUGAUGCAGGAUUCCAGAACACGCCCUUGUGGCAUCUUCUUCAUAGUGUUUCUGUGUUGGUAUCUGUGUGCAUUCUCUGUGUUGUCUCCUAUAUGCCAAAGUGAUGUCAUUUUCUGUCUUCACAUCAAACCAUCCACCCACCCA